Messenger RNA from Monoraphidium neglectum, 3717 nucleotides. RefSeq lists its product as hypothetical. The record is from RefSeq and is a predicted model, not a curated record. The coding region runs from base 1 to 3717 and encodes 1238 amino acids. Lineage: Eukaryota; Viridiplantae; Chlorophyta; Chlorophyceae; Sphaeropleales; Selenastraceae. Gene Ontology annotation, molecular function: ATP-dependent chromatin remodeler activity; ATP binding. The transcript is spliced from 18 exons.
AUGUGUUGUCUCCCCAGCGGGGGCAUCCUGGCGGACGAGAUGGGCAUGGGCAAGACAUACCAGGCGAUCCUGCUGAUGAUGCUCAGCCCCAAGCCCCCUCUGCCGGCGGACGCAAGCGCCGCCGCCGCGCCGACCACCGCUGUGCUUGGCGCCGUGGCGCCCGACAUGGGCGGCGCAAGGGCGCUUGCAGUUGGGGACGGCCCCAUCGGAGGCAGGCUGGGCGUGAAGACUACCCUUGUGGUGGCCCCGGAUCACCUGACAGCGCAGUGGGAGGCAGAGAUCCGCGUGGUGGACGCCGGGGGCCGCCUGAAGGUGUUGGUCUGGGGCGACAUGGCACCCAUCGGCCCCGCAGACCCAGGAGGCCCCGGCGACACCAACAGCGGCGGGGCCGCCGAUGACACUGACGGGGCCGCCGGCGACGACGGAAGGGGUGGCGCGGGCUACAUCACUGGGCGCAAGCGCAGCCGUUCGCGCGGGCUGGACGCCGUGUGCCUCAGCGCAGGGGAGCAGCGGGACUUUGAUAUCCGCACCGAGAUGGCGCCGAGGAUCCUGUCUGGAGAGUGUGAUGUCAUCAUCGUCCCGCUGAGCGUGGUGCAGCGCGAGCUUGGCACGUACGGGCGCCUGUCGCGGCUGUCGAGCGACCGCCAGAGGCGGCGGCAGGAGGGCGGCGCCUGCGGCGAAGCCGAGGGCGUGGGCGUGGACGUCUUGAGCAACGCCUCGACCCCGCCGGCCACGGCCAAGCCGGACUACUACCGGCAGUCCCCCCUCGCACAGGUGGAGUUCUGGCGGCUGAUCGUGGACGAGGCACAGGGCCUGGGCAGCAGCACACCAAACAAAGCGUUCAGAGACAUCGACCGCAUCGCGGCGCGGAGCAGAUGGCUGCUGUCCGCUGCGCAGCAGACUGGAGCAGAGGAUCAGGAAGAGGCGGCGGGGGUGCUGCUGGGCGCUCUGCGGCACUCGCUGCUGCGGCGCACGCUGGAGUGCCUGCCUCUGCAGGACCAGCCGCCAGCUCAGCGGUUUGUGACGCAGCGCUGCAAGCUGCAAUGCAGUGACGCCGUCAUGUACGAUAUCAUGGCCAACGCAGCAGUGGAAUACGUGGACAGCCCGGCCGCCACCGACGCCGGCGUGAGGGAGUUCUACACACGCCUAUUGGGAUGCGGGAUUGCCUCUCAGGUCGACACCUGCACGAACGCAGCCCUGCUGCACGACAAGGGCUACUUCCCAGAUCUGGUGCUGCCCGCCAGGGUCGGCCACUGCCAGUGUGCGCCACAGGACAUGAUCGCGGCCAUCGUGCACGGCGGCUGCCUUCUGUACCUCGGGCAGAAGGGCGCAGCGGCCGCGCGGCAGGCAGCGGCCGCCGCAACCGCGCUUCUGGGCAGCUGCCCGGCAGGGCGGCACUCCGCCCACACACUCGGCGCCGUCACGGAUCUGCUCUUGAAGGUCCGCAGCUACCUCCAGGAUUGCAGGCUGAGGCCAAUGGAGGAGGAGGACCGACAGGAGCAAACGCGCUGCAGCACGAGCAGCGGCAACAGCUGCACCAGCGGCGGCGCUGGGGCCGGCGACAGCGGGCAAGAGCACAGCCGCGACGAGCGGCGCGGCGCCGCCGCCGGCGGCGCCUGCGAAGAGGACGAAGGCGAGGGAGCGGAUUGCGAUGGCAUGGAGGAGGACGGCCUCGAGCAGAACGGGGAUGCGGGCGGCCGAAGGAAGCGCCGGGUCCGCAGCUCCAGUUGCCGCCACUACCGGCUGUGGGCGCGCCGCGCGGACCGCACCACCUACAUAACAGGCUACGCCCUGGGCGGCCUGCCGUGGGGUCGCCGGCGCUGGGACGCGGCGCGGGUGGAGCAGCUGCAGGUGCAGGCUCAGAUCCACUGGGCCGAGCUGCGGCUGGCUGAGGCUCUCGAGGCCGCAAGCAGCGGCACAUCCGAGGCCGACGGCGGGCGCGGCGCCGUCGGCGGCGCCACGGGCGGGGGCGAGGCAGGCGGCGGCGGCGGCAGCAGGAGCGGCAGCGCCGGCGGGAGCGGCGGGCGUGCGGGCGACGCGGCUGGUUUGGCAGCGCUGCAGCAGACGUAUCUUGCGGCGAUGCGAGAGUGCGGGGCGGACGACAAGGCGGCGGCGGUGCUGCGCGAUCUGCGCGAAGCAGUGCACCGCCUGCAUGAGGCACAGGCCACCGCGCGCAGCGCGUCAUCGCAAGUGAGGGCCUUUUGCACGAAGGCACCCGGCCUGGCGCAGCAGCAGGACCCCCGCUACGCAGCGGCGCUGGCCGUGGCGAUCGCCGGCUGCGAGCAGGUGUUGCUCGGGAGGGACGCGGCUCUCACAGCGUGUAAGUCCUUGUGGCUGCUGCUGCCGAACUGCAGCAUGCAAGAAGACGGCGGCGCCGCGGGCUUGGCGGCCCCUGGAAGCGCGGGCGGCGCCCCUGGCAGCGGCGGCGGCGGCGGCAGCAGCAGCGGCAGCAGCAGUGGCGGCGGCAGCGGCAGCGGCAGCGGCGGUGGCAGGUGCGCCGCGGACGGCGGCGGCGGUGUGGAGCGGCUGCUGCUUUUUCCAGUGCCCACGGCGGACCUGGAAGCUGCAUGCCGCGCGGCGGACGGUCCGGCCGGGCAGCAAGGCGGCCACCUGCCGGAGCAGCUCUCCAUCCUGCAGCAUCAACUGGGCACGCUGCAGGGCGAGAAAGCUGCGGCGGGUCGCGUCGUCGAGGCUGCACAGGGCGUGAUCAAGUUCCUCCAGCAUGUGCGGCCGCAACCGCCGGCGAUGGACGUUCAGGCGGCCGUUGAGGGCGCGCGGCGCCGCGGGGAGCGUCUCAGCAUGCUGCGGUGGCGGCUGCGCAGGGAGAUUAUGCCGGCUUUGGAGGCUGCGCGGCAGCAGGGCGAGGAGCUGGGCGGGGCGCCGGAGGGCAGCAAGGAGCAGCACCUGAGCAACUGCGGCACCAUGAUGGCCGAGCUGAACUCCAUGGUGCAGCAGCUGGUGGCCGCGAACGAGGCGCUGCCGCCCGACAAGCCUAUUGAGAAGUGGGUCAUCGUCACGAGGACCAAGCCCAUGUACUACCUGGUGUCGAGCGUGGUCCUCGACGUGCUCGGCCCCAGCGGGGUUGCGCACCUGUGCCGCGACGACUACAGCUCCAGCGACGGCCGGGCGGUCAAGAGGAGCGCGGGCCUCGGCGCGGCGGCCCGCGCCGCGCAGCUGCCGCGGAGGCUGGCGGCGUUCACGGACCCGGGGGACCGGCGGACGCCCGUGCUGCUGCUCGACUCGAACGCGCGGAACGAGCAGGAGGCGUCCGGGCUCAGCCUCAUACGCUGCUCCAAGAUCAUCCUGGUCGAGCCCAUUACCUCGCGCUCCGCACUGCGCCAGGUCCUGGCCCGCACGUACCGUCUCGGCCAAGACAAGGAGACUGAGGUGGUGUCGCUCGUGCCGCGCGGCACGCUGCACGAGCUCAAGCACCAGCGGUGCGCGCCCCCGCCCGCCCGCCGCAGGGACGCGCGGGCUGGCAUGGCGGCGGGCGGCACGCAGCACGGGUUGGUCGAGCCGCUGCUCAAGUCAAUCGUGGCGCAGCGCGCCGCGGGCGGCGGGGAAGCAGGGGGCAGGCCGGCGGCCGGGGCCCGCGCGGGCGCGCGCAGGGAGCAGCUGAGGCAGCAGGUGCAGGGGGAGGCGGAGCCCUCGGUGGACCAGAUGAAGGAAGAGCUGCGGGAGGCGUUGCAGCACUGGCGGCGGGAGCGGGGCACGUGA